AUGCCCUCCCGCAAACUCAACACCUCUCCCAACACCAACAACAACCCAUCGACCUCCUUUCCCAAACCCCACAACACCUUCCACCAAAACAACUGGAUAACAAUGACCGAAACUACAAUAUCCGAAGACGCAGAUAUCAAAUGUACCCCCAUGCCAAACCAAAAAAAACCUACUUCACCAGUGAUAGAUAUCUCAACAGAUAGUUCUACUUCUCAUUAUAUCUCAAUACCCGAGAGAGAAACCUCAUGUGAAGCCUCAUAUGAAGCCUCGUGCUACAUUGGGCGAGAGACAGAGAUAGGGACAGCGACAGGGUUUCCUCGCUACUCACCGCGCGUUGUGGAUCAACCGCCUCGGUUCUUGGAGAGAGAUGGUUGUAGAUGUGAUAUUGAUAGCGGCUUCGAUAUGGAAAUCAAUCCAGACAAUGAUGAUGAUAAUGAUGAAUAUCAUUACACAUCCACACCCACAUAUACACACACAACCGAACCAUCCUCAUUCCCGUCCCCAUCCCCAUCCCCGUCCCCACCUCACCCGUCUCAUCCUCAUCCUUAUCCUCACUCCCCUCACUCCCCUCCACCCCAAUCCUCCCAACUCUCCCACAUCCCCCGCACCCCUCACUCUCUGCACAUCCCCUCCCUCAUCUCAUUCUUUCCCGCCCUCAAAAACCGCGAUGAACACUUCACUACCUAUUUCAAAAACGUCCACUUCUUCAAAGAUCACAUCAGUAUACCCCGAGAACCAGAAUCCGAAUCCGGGUCCCAAUCUCGUGACACCUCAGAUCCAGAUUCAGAAUUAAAUCCAGAUGAUUCCCCACGCGAUGAGCAAUCAAAGGAAGAAGAAGAAGAAGAAGAAGAUAAAAAACAGCAGCAACAGAACUUCAUCCCCGAAGACAAAGGAAACAAAACGAUAGAUCCUCGUAUCCGCAUUGAUAGGGGUGAGUCUUCGCCGCGCACUUCUUCUAUUCUUCAGAUUUCCGUUCUAGAUGAGGAGGUCGAUCAUGAGAGUUACGAGCGAGAUCCGUAUCCCGAGAGUGAAUUUGAUAUUUCUUCUACAUCGUCGUCGUCAGUGUCAGAAGAUAAAGUAGAUGGAUGUUAG
Molecule: messenger RNA, 1092 nt
Organism: Botrytis porri
Lineage: Eukaryota; Fungi; Ascomycota; Leotiomycetes; Helotiales; Sclerotiniaceae
Exons: 2
Coding region: 1-1092 (363 amino acids)
Source: RefSeq, a predicted model, not a curated record